UAUUUGAAAAAUUUAACUGAAAUGCCAAAUUUGUUUCUGUCAAAGAAAUUUAAAGACGAAGGUAGUUUUAGUAGAGACUUAUAAUGUCUAAAAAGAGUAAUUUCUGUGGUAAAAAGCUCUGUCACCACGCAUCUAGAGCCGAGUCAAGCAAAGACGAUUCCGAAUAUCAAGAAGGAAUAAUAUGUCAAGAACAAGAUCUCAAAGAAAACGAGAUGAAAAUCUUCAAACUGCAAGACUACGAAGUCUUAUUAGUUAAGCAAAAUGGAAAAAUAAACGCAUUGGGGCCUCUUUGUACCCAUUAUAAGGCCCCAUUGGUCCAGGGAGUCCUGGGCGAUGGCAGGAUCAGAUGCAAGUUGCACGGCGCUUGUUUUAACUUAGAAACUGGCGAUAUUGAAGAUUUUCCCGGAAUGGACUCGUUGCCGUGCCACAAAGUCUCUAUAGAAAAUGGAAACGUGAAAGUAAGGGCUAAGACGAAGGAACUGAUCAGCCACAAACGAGUUAAGAAUAUGGCAAAGAAAGCGCCAUCUGCUAAGGAGCGGUUUGUGGUUAUUGGUGGGGGGCCUUCGGGGGCUACUGCUGUGGAAACUUUAAGGCAAGAAGGGUUUACUGGUGAGAUAGUAUUUGUUUUGAAAGAGAACUACUUACCUUAUGACAGGGUACUAGUCACCAAACAGAUGGAUUUUGAUAUAAACCAGGCACAGAUCAGAGACGUCCAGUUCUACCAAGAUCAUGACAUUGAGCUGCUUAAGGGGGUCGAGGCUAUCGCAGUAAACACAACGAAAAAAACCGUUUCCCUCUCAAACCAAUCAGAAAUAAAAUAUGACAAACUCUACAUUUGCACAGGCGGUAUUCCGAGAAAACUAGCUUGUCCAGGCAACAAUGCCAAAAACAUUUGUUAUUUUAAAGAAUAUGAUGAUGUCGCAUCAUUGUAUCCGAAACUAACACCGGAGUGCGAAGUGGUAGUGGUUGGUUCAAGUUUCGUGGCAAUGGAGACAGUCGCCUUUGUGGUAAAUAAAGUAAAAACCGUGACCGUGAUUAGUAAAGAAGAGGUGCCUUUUGCGUUUUCUUGGGGUAACACUAUUGGCGGUGCCAUAUUAAAGAUGUUUGAGGAGAAGGGGGUUAAAUUUAUUCUUAAUAGUGAAUUGAAAACAAUUAACAAAAAUGACCAAGAAGCGGUAUCCAGCGUCGAGCUCAUUAACGGUACGACUCUCAACUGCGACUUUCUCUUCUGCGGCAUUGGUAGCACCUACGAGACCGAUUUUCUGAAAGAUUCUGGGAUCGAAAUCAGACCAGACGGAGCAAUCGAGGUGGACGAGUAUUUACAAACCAACAUUCCAGACGUUUAUGUGGGAGGAGAUAUUGCUUAUGCUCCAGUUUGGUCGAACCACGAUCAAAAGGCCAAUAUAGGUCAUUAUGGUCUUGCACAUUUUCAUGGUCGAUCAGCAGCGAUUAAUAUGCUUGGAAAAUCUAUCCCUAUCAAAGCUGUUCCUUACUUCUGGACCGUGUUGUGUGGAAAACCAUUUAGAUAUUCGGGGUAUGGGAAAUAUGAUGAUGUAAUUUAUGCGGGGGAUCUGGCAGAGUUGAAGUUUAUGGCAUUCUUUUUGAAAGGGGAUGAAGUGAUUUCCGCGUUAUCUUGUGGUAUGGAUCCUCUGGUAUCAAAAUUUGCAGAAAAGUUGGCCCAGGGCAAGAAGUUAUAUAGAAAUGAUUUAAAAGGUGACCCACUAGCAUGGAGCAAAUAACCAUUAAAAUAGUAUUCGUCAAUUAUUUACAUCACCUACUAAGAAUGUUUUUCUAAAUUUACGAAAAAUAUAGAUUUUUUUAAAUAA
Messenger RNA from Anthonomus grandis grandis, 1826 nucleotides. Its product is annotated as apoptosis-inducing factor 3-like. The record is from RefSeq and is a predicted model, not a curated record. Gene Ontology annotation, cellular component: cytoplasm. The transcript has 8 exons. Lineage: Eukaryota; Metazoa; Arthropoda; Insecta; Coleoptera; Curculionidae. Gene Ontology annotation, molecular function: 2 iron, 2 sulfur cluster binding; oxidoreductase activity, acting on NAD(P)H; flavin adenine dinucleotide binding. Bases 84 to 1739 code for a protein of 551 amino acids.